Daucus carota subsp. sativus is the source of this 540-nucleotide messenger RNA. RefSeq lists its product as uncharacterized. The transcript has a single exon. Bases 1 to 540 code for a protein of 179 amino acids. Lineage: Eukaryota; Viridiplantae; Streptophyta; Magnoliopsida; Apiales; Apiaceae. The record is from RefSeq and is a predicted model, not a curated record.
AUGUUGAACCAGCUCGCACAAACCUUGACAACACUCGUUGGAAAUCAACAACCAGCUCAACGAAGUAUUGUGUCAGAAUUCAAGCGUCUGAACCCCCCAACAUUUGAUGGUGCAACAGACCCCGAUAUUAUGGAAAAAUGGAUCCAAGAGAUGGAAAAGGCGUUUAAAUUGAUGGGAAGUAAUGUUGGACAAAAGGUUACCUUAGCUGUGUAUCAAUUACAAGGCAGUGCAUAUGAUUGGUGGCUCAUGGAGCAGAGGAGGAAUGAGGAAAAUAUUGAUUCGAUGACAUGGGAUAGAUUCAAGACAGCAUUGGCAGAUAAAUACUUUCCAAGAACUGUUCAUGUGCAAAAAGAGAGGGAUUUCAUUAGGCUUGACAAGGGAGAUGAGACAGUAGUAGAGUAUGAAGAAGAGUUUGCGAGGCUCUCCAAAUAUGCUCCUACCUUAGUUGCUAACGAGAUCAAUCGGGCUAGAAGAUUGGAGGAAGGACUUAGGGAAAAUAUUAGGCAUGCUGUUGCAAAUUUUGAGUUAACCACGUAUUAA